Messenger RNA from Sapajus apella (tufted capuchin), 3379 nucleotides. RefSeq names its product solute carrier family 25 member 51 (gene SLC25A51). The transcript is spliced from 4 exons. The coding region runs from base 312 to 1205 and encodes 297 amino acids. The record is from RefSeq and is a predicted model, not a curated record. Lineage: Eukaryota; Metazoa; Chordata; Mammalia; Primates; Cebidae.
CGCGCGCGGAAUCACUUCUGAGCCUCCUCGGCUCCCGGCUCUCCCGCCUACCGCGAGAGAGUGUUUGUCCGGCUUCUGGGCGACCUUUCGCGCGAAGGAGGCCGUGCCUUCACACGGGUUGGGGAAGUGGACGCCUGGAGAACGGAAAUCCAUUUAUCAAAAUUGACUCCAGAAGAGAGAACAUAAUAGAACAAAAACAAUGGAAGAAAUUGGGAACAUUAUCAAAAAGCUAUCAUCCUGCCAAACUCCAGGCUCAGAUGGUAUUACAGGUUAAAAAAAGUCCUUCAUGAAAAAGAAAGAUCUUAAGCAACAUGAUGGAUUCAGAAGCUCAUGAAAAGAGACCACCAAUACUAACAUCUUCAAAACAAGAUAUGUCACCUCAUAUUACAAACGUUGGUGAAAUGAAGCAUUACUUGUGUGGCUGCUGUGCAGCCUUCAACAACGUCGCAAUCACAUUUCCCAUUCAGAAGGUCCUCUUUCGACAGCAGCUGUAUGGCAUCAAAACCCGGGAUGCAAUACUUCAGUUGAGAAGGGAUGGGUUUCGAAACUUGUAUCGUGGAAUCCUUCCCCCAUUGAUGCAGAAGACAACUACGCUCGCACUUAUGUUUGGUCUGUAUGAGGAUUUAUCCUGCCUUCUCCACAAGCAUGUCAGUGCUCCAGAGUUUGCAACUCGCAGCGUGGCAGCAGUGCUUGCAGGGACAACAGAAGCAAUUUUCACUCCACUGGAAAGAGUUCAGACAUUGCUUCAAGACCACAAGCAUCAUGACAAAUUUACCAACACUUACCAGGCAUUCAAGGCACUGAAGUGUCAUGGAAUUGGAGAGUAUUAUCGAGGCUUGGUGCCCAUUCUUUUCCGUAAUGGACUCAGCAAUGUCUUUUUUUUCGGCCUCCGAGGUCCCAUUAAGGAACAUCUGCCUACCGCAACGACUCACAGCGCUCAUUUGGUCAAUGAUUUUAUCUGUGGAGGUCUGUUGGGUGCCAUGUUGGGAUUCUUGUUUUUUCCAAUUAAUGUUGUAAAAACUCGCAUACAGUCUCAGAUUGGUGGGGAAUUUCAGUCUUUCCCCAAGGUUUUCCAAAAAAUCUGGCUGGAACGAGACAGAAAACUGAUAAAUCUUUUCAGAGGUGCCCAUCUGAAUUAUCAUCGGUCCCUUAUCUCUUGGGGCAUAAUCAAUGCAACUUAUGAGUUCUUGUUAAAGGUUAUAUGAAAACACCACCAGUUAAGUGCCAUUUUUCAACUGAACAGAACUUCUAAGAAGAAUGUAGUUUGGCCUCUUUCUUAAUUGGCCAAAUACAAGUUGGUGUCAUAACUCCAGGCCACAGUGAAUUAUGGGCAAAGCUGUUUUCCUUAAGCAUCAACAAAACAGAAUGAAAUGUUCCAAUAGGAAAAUAUGGGGAGUUUUGUUUGCUGGUUUUGUUUUUUAUCAUUACCUAAGAGCUUUAGGCUAAUUGCCUGGUAAAUAGCUGUCCAUCUGAUGGCCUUUGACAGGGAACCUAAUCCCCAAGAUAGGAUUCUAUUCUUCAAAUCAGUCUUGAAAUCUUCUGCAUUGAAACAUAAGUGUUUGUAACCGGCCAGAGAGAAGGUCCUCAGGGGCCAGGGGCUUUUCAGGCUUACUUUUUUACUCCAUUACUUGCUUCUCUGCCCUCAGGAGGAGCUGUAGAGGGUAGUCUUCAUUAAGCUCAAGCAUAUAACAAAGGAGCAGAACAGAGCAGAAAAGCAGCUUAUUAGGUAUAGGCUUUUCAUGGUAAAUUGCUUGUAUUCAUUUUGAAACUAAGCAUCUAUUGGAUAGUCAUUAUACUAUUUCUAUUUAGAUAGGGUAGAUCAAGGAGCUAUGAAAGUUAGCAUUUUGCUUUCCAGUUUAAAAGUUUUCUGUUUGAUUUUGACUGUGACCUUCAACCCUUCCAAAAUAUCCUUAUGUUAAUUUCACUUAUUUCAUUGCCAAAAGAUGAAGGGACUUAAAUUUUGUUAUAAGUGUUCCAUCCUGUUAAGUUUUCAUAUUAAUUGUGUAUAGAUAAAAUUCCGUUUAGCUUCGUUUCUUUAAAUUAUUGGUGCCAUCUCAGCAAAGGUCUGUGGUUAUUUUUCCCCUUGAGUAGGAGCUGGUCAUAUUCAAGCGUCCUGUUCUCUUAAAACUCUCCUUUUAAAAAAUAAACGCUUCCAUAACAUUUUGUUUUGGAUGUCUGUCAAUGCAAUCCCACUUUUCCCCCCCUAGUUUCUAAAUGUUACAGAGUGGGAAAAAGGCUCAGGAUCAUUUUCAUCCCACAGUGUUGGCUGUCUUUUAUUUUAUUCUUGGAAAUAGAGACUUUAUCAGGGUUUUGAGGUUUUGGGAACCCAGUUUUACCAUUGUGUCAGUAAAAGAUAGUUUGAGAGCAUAUGAUCUAAAUAAACAUGUUUGAAGGGUUAGUUUGAAUUUUAAAAGUAGGUAAUAGCCAAAUAGCAUUCUUAUCCCUUAACAGAGGAAAACUUCUUUGACAAAGGAAUUGGAAAAUGUGAAAAUAUUUUCCAGAUAAAGCAAAAUGAUUCAUAUGCCACUUAAAACUGACUAAUGAAAUAUAAAAGACAGACUGAAAAAGUGGAUUAUGAAUUCUAAAACCCUUUCUGUAAAUAUGUAGUUAAAGAUUGAUUUUCAGCAUCUGACAUGAUGGUAGGUUUCAUGUUAACCAGUUUUUCUUCUUUCUGGGUGAUUGCAUGUGAGUAUGUGCACCUACUGACCAAAAUAAAAUCAGGGCCUCAACUUGGUAGUUUACUGAAAGUUUCUGGGCAAAUAGUUCAUAAAAGCUGUUUACCUCUAAAUGCGGUGUGGCUGGUGAAAAGCAGUGAACAUCCUUCUUCCAGCUGUAAAGGAUGAAGCAUGUUAAGUGUUAGCCAGGCAGUAAUGAAGCUAAGUAGCCAUACGGCACCUCUGUCUGACAGUGUUGUGCUGGAUGUUGCAGUUUACUUUAAGGUGCAGAUGUAAGCAUUUAAAAAUAACAAUAAUUUGGCACCAAAUAAAUAUGAGUAACGUCCUUUGGCCUAUUACAGUCAGAAUUUCAAGGGAGUUGAGUUUGAAAAAUGAAUGAAUAAAGGUGCCUUGGUGCCUGACUCCCUUAUUCCUGUAUGUGACUCUUUGCAUCACAGGUGUGUCCAGCAACUCAGCACAGGGCAGGUCGGUUAGCCUGGGGUUCUAACUUGGCCCUGGGAAUAGACAUCGUUGGGCCUUUGGUUUUGUUGGGCUUCCUUGUGUCUUUACACUCCAUACAGAUGGUAGAAAUCUAAGUUCUAAAGCACUUUUGUGAAAUACAAGCUAAGUGAGAAAUCUAAGGAAAAUGCUUUGGUUAGUGCUGUCUCAAAUAAGUGGCAUUUAAAAACAAUUACUAAUAAAUAUUUUUAAUGGUUUUAACUCGG